AUGAAUGGUGUGAAAUCUUGCUUCGAAAGAAAUUGGAAUAGAGACUUGAUGAAUGAUGUGAAAUCUUACUUCGGAAGGAAUUGGAACAGAGACGAAAUGAUGAAUAAUGUAAAAUCUUAUUUCAGAAGGAAUUGGAACAGAGACGACGUGAUGAGUAAUGUGAAAUCUUACUUCGUAAGGAAUUGGAACAGAGAUGAUAUGAUGAAUAUGGAUGAAAUUCUGGUUGAAGUUCAUACAAGCUUGAAGAAGGUGUAUCUUACUCCCUUCUGUGCCAUGUUGAGCUCUACUUUUGGAUCCUACGUACGAUGGAUUUCAGUAGCCGGGUGGAAAUUCACAGUCCUUUCUUAUGUAGCAAGUUUAAUCUUGAUUUACUAUACUCCACCAGGGAGAGUGGUCUUACUCUUGAUGUUGGCUGCCUGUUUAUUCGGUGCUUCUGUUAAUGCUUUUACAAAUUAUCUCUUCAAAAUCGAGCAACGUUUGCUAAAAGUGGCAACUAGAAUUUGUGCAUUCUUGGCUAAUUUAUAUGUUGUUACCACAUUUGCUUGCUCUGUUACUACUUUGCUCCUUCUCUAUGUUCUCCGACUUUUGGCAGGUACAACAACUGGUUGUGGAAGUUUCUUGUAUAGAAUCAUCAGAACAAGGAAAAGGAGAAAAAUCUACCUUGGUUGCAUGAAAUAUUGUUUCGUCAUAAUGUUGUCCACCUUUGGAUUUGUUGUCUUGGACAGCAGCCACACAAUUCAUUGGGCGAUAAACAUGCACCUUGCGCAGACAUUAUUCAUGGGGUACCUUGUGAUAUAUAGCCAAGAGAUAUUGUAUGAUGCUAACUUAGGAGAUAUUAACUUCGUCAACUGCACAUUCACCGUCUUCCUCCAUUUACCGGGCAUAUUGAUCCAUGCUGCAAGACUAUACCUACAGGAUGCAGAAAUUGAGCAACAGGAACAGAAUUAA
This is a messenger RNA of Solanum verrucosum, 948 nucleotides long. RefSeq names its product bax inhibitor 1-like. Gene Ontology annotation, cellular component: membrane. NCBI's taxonomy places the organism in Eukaryota, Viridiplantae, Streptophyta, Magnoliopsida, Solanales, Solanaceae. The record is from RefSeq and is a predicted model, not a curated record. The coding region runs from base 1 to 948 and encodes 315 amino acids. The transcript has 6 exons.